Molecule: messenger RNA, 363 nt
Organism: Saccoglossus kowalevskii
Lineage: Eukaryota; Metazoa; Hemichordata; Enteropneusta; Harrimaniidae
Product: histamine N-methyltransferase-like
Source: RefSeq, a predicted model, not a curated record
AUGGAUGAUGGUGGAUGGGAGAAGUUGUCUGUAAAAUUCGGAGAAUAUUAUACAGAUCCGUUUUACAACUUCAUUGGAACUCAUGCCAUAGAAGAUAUCAUCAACCGUAGAGUGCCGAAUGUCAGAUAUGGUAGUAUAAAGAGGGAAUUGUGGAUGGAGGUCACUGAAUGUUUUGAUGAAAAAUCUCAAGUCGGAUCCAACUUGUUAGAUUUUUUUACGCAAAUCUACAAAUUUCGUGAAAAUUGUAAGCCUGAAAUUAAAAAGCAAAUAUUAGAUUAUAUGCAGUAUGAAUGUUGCAAGAAAGAGGAAAGUAGGAUUUUGCUAAAUACAGAUGAAACUGAUUUAUUCAUCUUUCGCAAUUGA